Messenger RNA from Hemibagrus wyckioides, 501 nucleotides. Its product is annotated as B-cell receptor CD22-like. The annotation marks the transcript as partial. The record is from RefSeq and is a predicted model, not a curated record. The transcript is spliced from 3 exons. Lineage: Eukaryota; Metazoa; Chordata; Actinopteri; Siluriformes; Bagridae.
ACAGAUGAAGGAAAUGAAAGUAACUCUGAACCUAAUUUAAUAUUUGCAGAUCUGAAGGUUACAGUAUCAGACUCGGGUAGUGGACAAAUCAAGCUGAACUGUAACACCACCUGCACUCUGUCUAACAACCCCACUUACAUCUGGUACAAGAACGGACAGCGUGUGUCUGAGUGUAAAUCUGCCUCCUGCUCUGUAGCUGCAGUCGGUGGUGUGGUCAGUUACAGCUGUGCUGUUGAAGGUCAUGACAGUCUCCUCUCUCCUCCAGUGUAUUCCCCUAAAAACCCCAGAGCAGUGGUUCUUCCCUCUGGAGACACAGUGGAGGGAGAUUCAGUGACUCUGAGCUGUAGCAGUGAUGCAAACCCUCCUGUUCUCACCUACUCCUGGUUUAAGCAGAGUGCAGCUGCAGACACACUGCUGACAACAGGCCAGAAUUACAGCAUCAGCAACAUCAGCUCCCAGCACAGUGGACUGUACUAUGUAUUUGUGCUGAAUAUUAUCUGA